Molecule: messenger RNA, 2799 nt
Organism: Dermatophagoides farinae (American house dust mite)
Lineage: Eukaryota; Metazoa; Arthropoda; Arachnida; Sarcoptiformes; Pyroglyphidae
Product: ABC transporter G family member 20
Cellular component (GO): membrane
Molecular function (GO): ATP binding; ABC-type transporter activity; ATP hydrolysis activity
Source: RefSeq, a predicted model, not a curated record
GCGUUGAUGAAUUCAUUUAACGAUCAAUCUGGCAAUCAUCGAUCAUUGGCCAACGGUAUCAUCACCAAAUUCAACUGUGAAUUGAUUGAUUGUGUCAAGUGCAUUGUCAAAGUGUGGAUAACGAAUUUCCUGGUAAGUUUAUUCAAAUCUCGAAUGCAAAUGUCGCUUAUGCAUGGCCACAUUGUAUGAGAAGAGUGGCACAGCAAUAAACAAUAGUGAACAGUGGUAGACAUCAGCUAUCAGCUAUUAGCAAUAAGCUAUCAUCCACACACACACACACACACACACAAACAUAUCGAUUGAUUGAUCAUCAUCCUGUUUCGAAGAAGGGAAAAUGUUUUCGACCAAAUAUUACAAUCGCUAUUUGGACGAUCACUUCGAUCGACAGUACUACUCGGGACGGCUUAAACUGAAAAAGUUCGACACUGACGAAUUUCAAUCAAUGAUCAACGCCAAUCAACCCAAUUUGCUACCUAUGGCACCUGAGCCAGGUCCACCGUGUAUCGAGACACGAAAUCUUUCGUUCCACUAUAAGGCCAGCAAUCCGGUUCUCAAAAACAUCACAAUCAACGUACCACAAGGCAGAAUCUAUGCUCUUCUUGGCUCGAGCGGAUGUGGCAAGACCACAUUAUUGCGAAUGAUUCUCGGAAUGCUCAAGCCGAAAACAGGCACAAUUCGAGUGUUUGGAAUGCAACCGGGAACUGCUGAGGUCAAAAUACCGGGCCCUGGUGUCGGUUACAUGCCACAAGACUUAGCACUGUUCCGUUUGUUCAACAUAGAAGAAACGUUCGAAUACUAUGGCCGUCUUUACGGCAUCCCGAUUGAGACGAUCAAAGAGAGAAUCAAGUACUACAUCGAAUUUCUCAAUCUUCCGGUCAAGACUCGUCUCAUCACACAGUUAAGUGGUGGUCAGCAGCGUCGGGUCUCGUUAGCAGUAACUCUUAUGCAUCAGCCACCAUUACUCAUUCUAGACGAACCGACAGUGGGCGUCGAUUCUGUGCUUCGGCUCAAGAUAUGGAACUACCUGGAAGAAUUGUGUACCAAACUGGGCACCACUGUGAUAAUUACCACGCAUUACACGGAAGAAGCUCGUAAUUCAUACAGGGUAGGCUUUGUGGACUCUGGUAUUAUUCUGGCCGAGGACAACCCACAACGACUGCUGUUCAAAUACAAUUGUCGUUCUUUAGAGGAUGUCUUUCUUGAAUUAUGCCUAGAACGUGCUCGUCAGCCAGAAAUCAGCAACGAGAACAAACCACAAAUCAGCCAACAUUGUUCGAUACCGGAAGUAACAGUGCAGAUUAUUGUUGAGGAAAGCAAUGACAACCACCAUGAAUCAAGUGAGAAUAGCAGCGACGGAUCUAUCGAACAAAUCGAAAUGAGCCAAAUCCCCAGAGAUAUGAACAACAACAAUAAUAAUAGCCAAACAAGUCAGGAGUUUAAGGCCACAGAUGACACUCUCAUUUCGCCAAUAUUACCAACACCACCCAUACAUCCAAAUGCUCCACAAGCAAACAUGGAUGGGGCCACCAACACUAAAUUGCCAUGGCUUGAUUAUAGUCGUCUGCACGCACUACUGGCCAAGAAUUAUCUGCUUUAUCGACGAAAUCCAGUUUCCAUCAUCCUGAUGAAUAUCAUUCCAUUGGUGCAGGUCACUCUCUUCUGUGUAACGUUCGCUCGUAAUCCGGAAAAUAUACCGGUUGCCGUGGUCAAUCAUGAAAACCGAACUCAAUCCCUGUCAAACUUGUUUAUCGAUCAAUUAGACCAACAAUCGUUGUCGCUUCACUAUUUCGACAACUUGGACGAUGCCAUAAAAUCAGUUCACGAUUUACAAACACGAAAUGUCAUCACGUUUCCAAGCAAUUUUUCUAGAUUUUUCCGCAAAAGAUUCUUAAAACCGGAACAGAUUACUGACGAAAUCAUCGAACAGAGUCGAAUCAGUCUCUAUCCCGACACAACCCAUGCCGUAUUCUAUCUUUACACUUACCAAAAAGUGCUCGAAGGGUUCGAGAAGUUUUUAACAACCGUAGGCAAAAGCAUGGGAUUCAAUCCAAACUUCUUUGGCUCGCCUGUUGUGCUUACAGAGACCAUGUAUGGCCAGAACAGCCUUCAAUAUUUGGAAUUCGUGACUCCUGGAAUGAUUAUCGCCGUCGUACACGGUCUAUCCAUGCUGAUCGGAUCGUUUACAAUCAUCAGAGAACGGUUUGACGGCCACCUGGAGCGUGGUUUCGUUGCUGGAAUUCGAACUACAGAGAUCCUUCUCUCGCACAUUAUAUUCUACUUGGUGCCACUGUUUACACAGGUGGUACUGGUCUUGUUUCUUACGUUUUACAUAUUCGACAGCCAAUCACUGGGUUCCUUGUGGGAGGUGUUUCUCAUGACCUUCGUAAUGGCAUCACAAGGCUUGAUUUUCGGUAUCACAAUGUCGAUCACAUGCCAAUCUCAAGUUGCAUCUUUGUUGAUGGUGUUCAUCAUGGAAAUGCCAAUGAUAUUUACGUCCGGUGUCCUGUGGCCAUUGGAAAGCGUACCACCACUGGUGAAAACAUUGGCCAUGUUCAACCCGCUAACAUUGCCUAUCCGUUCUCUGCAUUACAUAAUGUUACGUGGUUGGACUUUGAUGCGUCCUGAUGUUGCCGUCGGAUUGAUAUCGGCAGUGUCCUACUUGUUUGUCUCACUCAUAUCGGGCUUUGUCUGGUUCGAAUUGUUUAAAUAAUGCACACCCUGAGAAAAAAGACAUUAGGUUUAUUUGCCAAAAAUGAAUUUUAUGUAAUGAGAACAAUAAAGUAUGCUUACAUUUAUUAA